Molecule: messenger RNA, 807 nt
Organism: Linum tenue
Lineage: Eukaryota; Viridiplantae; Streptophyta; Magnoliopsida; Malpighiales; Linaceae
Source: the annotation of a GenBank genome assembly
AUGAAUGGAAAGGCAUCGGUCUCCAAAGACCUUAACGAGAAACAUAUCAAGGAAUUAUCCACUGUCUUGCUUAUUAUGCAGGUAUUAGAAGGCCUUGUCAAACUACCACAUAAUAAACAAUGUGCUGAUUGUCAUAACAAAGCACCAAGAUGGGCAAGUGUGAACCUGGGAAUAUUUAUAUGCAUGCAAUGCUCAGGAAUUCAUCGGAGUCUUGGGGUUCAUAUUUCACAGGUGAGAUCAAUAACGUUGGACACAUGGUUGCCGGAGCAUGUUGCUCUUAUGCAAUAUGUAGGAAAUGAGAGAGCCAACAAGUAUUGGGAAGCAGAAUUACCACGGUACUAUGACAAAAGUGGGAUUGAGAAAUUUAUCCAUGACAAGUACGUGCAGAGGAAGUGGGCUUCAAAGAAACUGCCCCAACCAACUACUCAAGCCUUGGGUCGAACCUUAGCAGAUGACUUGACCCUGAAACCGGCCGAGAAGAGGGGAGAAACUACUCCAAGUAAAAACUCUGUGCCAAAGCUACCAAGGAGACAUUCUCUUGACGCAGUCACUUUCACCAAGUACACGGUUGAGACUGACCACGCCCCUGCAGUAAAACCUCGUGCGGCGUCGAUGGAUAUGAAGAGUGACGUGAUCCCGAAAGUGCAGCGUGACACAACGGUAAACAUGAGUAACAAUAAUGCAAGUAGUAGUACAGCAGAUUUACUCAACAUACUUCGUCAUGAUCAAGACAAGGACAAACAGAACUGCAGUCGGAUCACAACAACUACUACUACUAUUCCUUCUAAUUGGGCGACGUUUGAUUGA